Molecule: messenger RNA, 1016 nt
Organism: Capsicum annuum
Lineage: Eukaryota; Viridiplantae; Streptophyta; Magnoliopsida; Solanales; Solanaceae
Product: protein CutA, chloroplastic
Exons: 6
Coding region: 183-737 (184 amino acids)
Biological process (GO): response to metal ion
Molecular function (GO): copper ion binding
Source: RefSeq, a predicted model, not a curated record
ACAGUAGGCAUAACCCAACUAGCCCAAUUUCAGAGAGGUCUCAUAUAUUGGAUACUCCACAAACUAACAAAGCCCAAAGUUUGGUGACUUCUAGAAAAAGAAUUUGAUGCUUACAAUAAUACGUAUUAGAAUGGAAUCAAGAAAGUAAUAAUAAGGCGGCAAUAUAAAAGCAAUUUGUACAAAUGGCAUUAACACUCUCAACAAUAACAACAUCAACCUUAAUCCGUCGAAAAUUACCCAUAGUAGGUGCCUUUUGUGUUCUUACCUUUGGUCUCUCUAAUCUCUCCAUCCCUUUUACCCAUACCAGCUUUGCUCAUUCACUUCCCUUUGUCCCUCUUUUGCGGUCGAAAUUAGGUGGAGAAAGAAGGAGUACAAGUGUUAGUAGUAGAAUAAGAAUGGAGGCUAGUAACAAGAUUGUUCCCAGCAUUGUUGUUUAUGUCACUGUUCCUAACAAAGACUUGGGUAUAAAGCUGGCAGGGAGCAUAGUCAAGGAGAAACUCGCAGCAUGUGUUAAUCGAGUACCAGGCGUCGAAUCUGUUUACGAGUGGCAAGGAGAGAUACAGACUGAUUCUGAAGAGCUGCUUAUAAUCAAGACCAGGGAGUCCCUUUUGGAAGCUCUUACGGAGCAUGUGAAGGCCAACCAUGAAUAUGAUGCUCCUGAAGUGAUUGCGAUGCCCAUAGUUGGUGGCAGUCCCCAGUACCUAGAAUGGCUCAAGAACAGCACAAGGGAUAAAUGAGUUGAGCCAAGACAAGCUUUCUUCUACCUUGAGCUUGUAACUUGGUAGGAGUCAAAGACAAGUAUCUAUGUUAUUUGGUAUUUUCUGUCCAAGUACUUGUUAUUUUAAACCGUGUCUUUAGCCUUGACUCUUGAUGUGAGCUCUUAUAUCUAUCUCUAAUAGAUAUUAAUGAGUUAUUUUGGGCAUUGCUGCUUGUAUAUAUGGUGAAAUAACGAGACCCUUGUAAAGUUAUGGGUACUUGGUGUUGUUGCUUUCGAGUGAAUUAUGGUUGGAUAGUCA